Pyrus x bretschneideri (Chinese white pear) is the source of this 1650-nucleotide messenger RNA. RefSeq names its product ricin B-like lectin EULS3. NCBI's taxonomy places the organism in Eukaryota, Viridiplantae, Streptophyta, Magnoliopsida, Rosales, Rosaceae. The coding region runs from base 326 to 1378 and encodes 350 amino acids. The transcript is spliced from 4 exons. The record is from RefSeq and is a predicted model, not a curated record.
GCUGUCGGCUGAGCUGACGUCAGGAGGAGUGGCGCAGGCGCGGCUCAGAGGUGCCGAGCUGAGAGAGCUGGGGCGCUGUUCUGGGGCGCUGGGCUGGGGCCAUGUCAGGUAAUGGACCAGCGGAAGAGGAGGAAGCGGGAACUGACAUGGACCGCGCUGGCGCAGUGGGCUGGCAAGAGGAUAGCCCAGGCAGCAAGAGUUGAUCUUAAUGAAGCUUAAUGAUAAUGAUAUUGUUGACUCGCCACUGCUGAAAAUCUCAAAGCGUAUCAUAAAGACAGAAGUCCGCAACAAAAAAUACCGACAGAAAAAAUCAGAGCACUGAGCAAUGGAAUUCCCAAAUCAAAGAAACCACCAUCACCGUCUUCAUGAUCAGAGGGACAAUGAAGAAAGACAGAGUUACCCGCCACCGGGAACUACGCUGUCUCCCUUUGAUCCACCGCCACCUCCUCCAAGGCCUUACCACUAUGGAGAGGAUCAACCUCCACCCCCUCCAAGACCUUACUACUAUGGAGAGGAUCAACCUCCAUCUCCUCCAAGACCUUACAACUAUGGAGAGGAUCAACAUCCACGACCACCACCUUCCUGCUACAGAGAAGAUCAACCACCACCAAAUUCAUACCACCAAGCAGAUAGACCACCACCGAUCCGUGUGAGCCAUGUGUCCCACUCUUCCCAUGGUUAUGCACCUCCAAGUCCACCCUCCCAAUCCCAAGGGUUUCUCCACCACCAACCACCAGCGCCACCAGUACAGAAUUACGACUACCCAUCGUCACAAGCUACUCCAAGCCCACGGCCUGUUACCGUGCACCAUGUUGCUCAUCAAGUUCACCAUGAAUCCCCUGCUCCUCAGUUUGGAACUGAAACCCAUCACACCUUUCACUUGCCCUCUUCCUCUCCCCACAACUCUUACCUCUCUAACAAGCCCGCUUUCAGAAUCUUCUCAAAGGCCGACCCCAAUUUAUCUCUCACCAUCAGAGAGGGCAAGGUCAUUCUUGCCCGAUACCAACCAACCGAUGACUUCCAGCGGUGGUAUAAAGACGAGAAGUACAGCACACAAGUGAAGGACGAAGAGCGCUUCCCUUCCUUUGCUCUCAUCAACAAAGCCACUGGCCGCGCCCUCAAGCAUUCCAUCGGAGCCACUCAGCCUGUGCAGCUGAGACCUUAUAAUCCAGAUGUUCUUGAUGAGUCUAUGCUGUGGACCGAGAGUGCGGACUUAGGUGACGGUUUCAGAACUGUUAGGAUGGUUAAUAACAUUCACCUUAAUUUGGAUGCUUUUCAUGGUGACAAGAAAUCUGGGGGUGUUCAUGAUGGCACUACCAUAGUCCUGUGGAAUAAAAAUAAAGGAGAUAACCAGAGAUGGAAGAUUGUACCUCACUGAUCCUUUUGCAGUAAUGCUGCCAUGAGUUAUUACAGCAUCGCGUGCUUAAAAAGGUAUUAAGUUUGGAAGACUCCUCCUAGUUCUCAUGGUGAGGGAUUUGAGUUUGAUGUUUAUGAUGUGUGAAACUAUUGAUGUAUGAUUAAGUGUCAACUACUACAACUGUGGCUCAUACGUAGCGAAAACAAAGAGUUGAUUAUGUAUUAUAAUCUAUCAAAAUAAUUAUCCACUGUUUUUGAACAACUUGUUGCAAUGCCUAAAUUUUUUCGCUGUCA